This is a messenger RNA of Eptesicus fuscus (big brown bat), 1195 nucleotides long. Its product is annotated as dicarboxylate carrier SLC25A8-like. Lineage: Eukaryota; Metazoa; Chordata; Mammalia; Chiroptera; Vespertilionidae. Gene Ontology annotation, molecular function: oxidative phosphorylation uncoupler activity. Bases 1 to 804 code for a protein of 267 amino acids. Gene Ontology annotation, cellular component: mitochondrial membrane. The record is from RefSeq and is a predicted model, not a curated record. Gene Ontology annotation, biological process: adaptive thermogenesis; response to cold; mitochondrial transport. The transcript has a single exon.
AUGCUUACAGUAGGGAUUCCUGCCGUGCGAGCUGCAGCCAGUGUCCAGUACCGCGGCGUGCUAGGCACCAUCCUGACCAUGGCGCGCACCGAGGGUCCCCGCAGCCUCUACAAUGGGCUAGUCGCCGGCCUGCAGCGCCAGAUGAGCUUUGCAUCUGUCCGCAUCGGCCUCUAUGACUCUGUCAAGCAGUUCUACACCAAGGGCUCUGAGCAUGCCGGCAUCGGGAGCCGCCUCCUGGCAGGCAGCACCACGGGUGCCCUGGCUGUGGCUGUGGCCCAGCCCACGGAUGUGGUGAAGGUCCGGUUCCAGGCUCAGGCCAGGGCUGGAGGUGGCCAGAGAUACCAAAGUACUGUUGAUGCCUACAAGACCAUUGCCCGAGAGGAAGGGUUCCGGGGACUCUGGAAAGGGACCUCUCCCAAUAUUGCCCGUAAUGCAAUUGUGAACUGUACUGAAUUGGUGACCUACGACCUAAUCAAGGAUGCCCUCCUGAAGGCCAACCUCAUGACAGAUGACCUUCCUUGCCACUUCACUUCUGCCUUCGGGGCAGGUUUCUGCACCACCAUCAUUGCCUCCCCUGUCGACGUAGUCAAGACGAGAUACAUGAACUCUGCCCUUGGCCAGUACAGCAGCGCUGGCCACUGUGCCCUCACCAUGCUCCAGAAGGAGGGUCCCCGAGCCUUCUACAAAGGGUUCAUGCCCUCCUUCCUCCGUUUGGGUUCCUGGAACGUGGUGAUGUUCGUCACCUAUGAGCAGCUGAAACGGGCCCUCAUGGCUGCCUGCACUUCCCGGGAGGCUCCCUUUUGAGCCUCUCCUGCUGCCAACCUGACCACCUCUGGCUUGGCUUCAGCUCCAGCCAGGCCCUCCUUUCCUCUUCCCCCCCUCCCCUUCCCUCACUCCCCACCCUUUCCUUCUCCCUUCCCUCACCCUUCUCCCUUCCCUCCCCUCCCUCCCCACCCCUUCCUUCUCCCAUUUCUACCAUCUCCCUUCCCUCUCCCCACAUUUUUACCUCUCCUCCCUACCUCAUCCCCCCAUUGCCUCUCAGUCCUGGUGGAGUUGACCCCGGUUGACACUGUGGAGGCCUGUCACCAACCAGGAUCCCAAGCCCCUCAGUCCCUUGAAAACUUCAGCCCAUCUCUUUAUCUUGUUCCCAAGCGAAGUCAGCAUGUCACCCAUAAAACAAGCUCAAUCUUAAAAA